This is a messenger RNA of Durusdinium trenchii, 1851 nucleotides long. The record is from the annotation of a GenBank genome assembly. Lineage: Eukaryota; Dinophyceae; Suessiales; Symbiodiniaceae.
AUGGGGCGGAUCCGCUGGAAACGUGCCGGAGAGCAGAACCGAGAGCCCGCUCUCAGGAAGCGAGGAAGACCUGACAAGAAGAACAACCCACAGCUCAUAGAGAUGGUGGAGCAAGCUUUGUCAGCAGCCUCACAGCCUAGCAGCCGUUUGUCGUGGGACCCGCAGGACCAGGAGUGGAAGAUCGUGAGCACUUUGAUGCAGGACAAGAAAAGCAUCUGGCAGCAAGGUUCCGAGAUACGAGCAUCCUUGGGUUUGUCCACGUUCUGGCGUCUAGCAAAGAAGCAUUUGAGACAUUUCAAAGAAGCGGAUAGCAUCAAUGACUAUUGCAUCUAUUGCUACGAUCUCAAGAAGAAAGUACUUCCCCAGGUGAAAGAUUUGCUUGCCACUGUGCAUUCCGAACUCACGGCCAUCAUGCCGAACUAUUUUGCCAAAUGGGAUGCGUUUGAGGGCCAUGACUCUUUGCUUGAGAAGCCAGGCCUGCAUUUGCGGCAGCUGCGGCAUUUUGUGGAGCAUCAUUCUGCUCAGGAGGCAUGUCGGCGACACAGGCACACCUCCUGGCCAUGUGGCUUGGGCUGCUUGCGGAACAGGCGCAGCGGCUUCCCGCAGCGCAAUCGUGUAACCCUUUUCGCAAAGGAGGCGGACAUGUGUGUGCAACUGGAAGCAAUGUCAAAACUCUUGGACAGCUACCUCUUCCAUCGUUCUGCCAAUGAGUUUCAAAAGCCAGUGCUGACAAACCUGUUGGUGGAGCCUCCUGCAGGUACCGUGGUUGUCCUGUCAGACUUCAAAGAACUCUUCACAUUGCCAGUCCGCAGCACACAGACUGGAGAAGAGUUCUUCGCAAACGCGCGGAUGGAAAUCUCAAUUUUUGGAUCUGUCGUAAGUGAAAGAAGAAGAGAUGGCACUGUGGAGUGGACCCGGGUUCUGAUCCUAUCAGACAUUUUGGAUCACACCUCUUGUCGGGCAUCUCAGUGCAUCGACCAGGCACUGAGACAACGCAGGGGAACAAACCCGGUGGACACCAUUCAUCUUCUUUCGGAUGCCGGGCCGCACUUUAGAUCCUACGAAGCACUGCACCACUAUUGCUGCGUCCUGCCAGUGCAGCACCAAGCUCGAGUAUGUGUCCACUACGGUGUGGAAAAACAUUUCAAGAGCGAGGCAGACAGAUUAUUUGCCAUCUUUGAGCGCAAUGUGAAAGAUGCCCGCAAGCAAGGCACUGACCUGGUUGAGAUUGCCGACUUGUGCAAGUUUCUUGCAGACAAAAACCAGGCGGCACGCAGCGCAGACGCUACUGCCCCGUUGUUGGUGAUCAUCAAUGAUGUCGGUUCCCAGAAAAAGCCGGCGAACGAAAGAUAUCGCCUGCAGGCGAACAAAUUUCACAUUACUCGAACAUAUUGUCUUUCCAGUGCUCCAGUGGCUCAAGGUCCCAGCAGGCUGGGCGUCAAGGUGUUCAACCAUGUCUUCUCCAACAUGGUUGCAGCCACCAAUCUCACCAGUGAUUUGGAACUCCUGCCCAGCAAGGAUUCUGCCCCUGCAUACCGCCGAGGCUUUUGGUCUGAAACUGGGCGAGAGCGGUGGGACCAUGAUGUUAGGCCCCUGGGUCUUCACGAGGAGACUACCUUGACCAGGAGGCAGAGCGACCAGAGCCACCUACUUCCAGAUGGGGCAAACUUGCGCUUCACAGGGGUGCCAGAUGCCCAUUGCUUGAUUGAGAAAAGAAAGCAACGGGCAGAGAAGCAAACGCAAAGGGCUGUAGCGCAAAAAAAGGCUGCAAUGAACCCUGGCUCAGAAAGUUCGGACUCGUCAUCUGGCAGCGACAGCUCCAGUUCUAGCACUUCAUCUUCUCAGAACUGA